CAAAAUGCCAGUGAUAACAUGUAGAGAUGAAACAGAUGGAGGAGAGACGCCUCGAAAACGUACACGUUUCUUGAGUAGUGUUACCACAAGAUCACAGACUAAGACAAAGCCAACACGAUCUACAUUGAAGACUAAAAGGAGUCUGAAAAUGAAACUGAAAACAAAAUUGAAAUCAAAGAAAGCUGCUAAAGAAAAGGCAGCAAAAGCAAAGAUAAAAGAAGAACAGGGCAGGCCAUCAGAUAAACCAAAAGGUAGAAUACUGAACUUAGACCAAAUAAGAAAGCUGUCUGAUACUACUCUUCUGAAAAAGUUUGCAGAACAUAGAAUUGAUAAAGUAAACAAAAAGUCUGAUAAAAUACCAGCUGAGCACAUGUAUAUCUGCAAGUUGUUGCCUGAUAAUUGCUGUAAAGUUGUGAAAGGAGUUGAUAGAAUUGCCAAACAUGAUAUGAAAAGACAUUUACUAGCCCAUAUUGGAGAGUUACUUACACUGAGUGCUACAGAACCUGCCAACGCAAAUAAAUUGGAAUUUACAAGUAUUGAGGAUGGCUCAGGCAUGGUUAGAGAAGGAGAGAGUACACUGAAAGGACAAAACCCUGACCCACCCAUCCAACCAGACUCAAAUACUUCAAGCAGUGAAGAUUAUGAAGACAGAACUUUUGAGCCAAAUCCAGAUGCUUCUACAUAUUUGGUACCUGUGUUACAAAAACCAGUAACUAUAGAACUACCAAAGUCAGCUGAUAUGCAAAGAUCUAGUUUUACUGUGAUAAAAUCGUCAGAAGGAUUAAAUGAAGUUGUUUUAUUGCCAAAGGGACAGUUCAUUAACCUGACUACCAUGGCAGAUAGUUCUGACAAUAGCAAUCCCCUUGCUAAAGGUAUUCUUUUAGCAGAUAAAGUGCCUAAUAUCAAGAAGGACACAGUUGCAGGUUCACUACAAAGACAGAGAUAUGUUCCAAACAUUCUCAGAAGAAGCAGGAGGUCAAGUCAGAGUAGUCCUUCUAAAAAGUCAACAUCUGGCAUUGAAAGUAGAUUGACCUUGUCUGAAUUUGCCCAGAUAGUAACCGAGGAAGCAGGUUACAGCGAUGAAAUUGCCUCAGCUGCAUACCAUGAUGAUCACAAUUAUACAAUAGUACAAAAGAAACCACAAGUACCGGAACUUAUGAACACUGAUGCUGAAGGAAAACCAGUCAGACCUGAAACAUCAAGUCAGUACAUUGAAAUGGAUAGCCCUCCAAAUUACUAUGAAGGUGGUCUUGCAGCUGAUGGUAACGCUAAACUGAAUCCAGAACAACAGCAGCAACAACAACAGAUGCAGAUGAAUAGCUUGUCAAGGGCUAAACCCACCAGAAUUAAAAUGUCUGAAGUGAUGAGAAAUGCUAAAACAGAGGUUGAAAAAUCAGAUGAAGAUGCACAAAGUAAACAAGUUAGGUUGAAAGCUUUGGAAAUAUUGAAGAGUAUGAGAAAAAGAAGAGCUAGGCUAGAUGAUGGCAAUGGUAAAGGUCAAUUUGAGUGUGAAAUUUGUGGUAAAUUAUAUACUGCUGGGGCCACUCUCACAGCACAUUACAGAAGUCACGCAGGCAUCAAGCCGUUCCAGUGUCAAAUUUGCAAGGCUUCGUUUACACGCCUACACAGUCUCAACUAUCACAUGAUGAUACAUAACAGCCAAAGUCGAUUCACAUGUGAAUUCUGCAGUCGUAAGUUCCGACAUCCCAGUCAUUUUAAAGAACAUUUGAGACGUCAUACUGGAGAGGCACCUUUUGCUUGUUGUGAUUGCCCAAGAAGAUUCAAAACCAGAAAUACUUACAAACGUCACCUGAGAUCCAAGCAUGGGAAAGUACUGACAGCCAAAGGAAUCACAACGAUGGAAGGUGUACCUGUAGCAAUGCCUGUAACAGUUCCUGCUCUUCCUAUUGUUACCAGUAUCAAAAGUGAAGUAGUUGUUUAUGAUGAAGAAGAGGAGGAAGAAGAUAAUGAUGAUGAAGAGAAAGAACAGGGAGAUGAGUUUGUGGAGCUUGAAGUUGUUGGUGAGGAUAAUGAGCAAGGAGAAAGAGAUGAAGGCCAUGUGAUUGAAACAAUGGGAAGUCAUUUGCAGAAAAUAGAAGAGCACAAUGAAGAGAUAGCAGAGAGUGUGUGCACUUAAUUAAAAGAAUAUCUA
This is a messenger RNA of Saccoglossus kowalevskii, 2152 nucleotides long. RefSeq lists its product as uncharacterized. The record is from RefSeq and is a predicted model, not a curated record. Gene Ontology annotation, cellular component: nucleus. Gene Ontology annotation, biological process: regulation of gene expression. NCBI's taxonomy places the organism in Eukaryota, Metazoa, Hemichordata, Enteropneusta, Harrimaniidae.